CAAAUCAUUUGCUCGGCGUACACAUUACACAAGCUUACCUCAAUUAAACGAAUAUAUUUAAUAGUGAAACGUAGUCGCCGGUGGGUCCAAUCUCGUUCACUCCGGUAGUGGAUGUUCCUAUUGCUGUUACUUCAGCAACAGCAGAUCUGCUACUCUCUCACUCACUGAGCUGAUCUCUCAAUUCGGCAAAUGCUAUCGUUGAAGUCAAUUGGAGCUUCAGGAGUACUAUUUCUACUAUGGCUAUGGCUGUUCCAGACGACUGAAGCUUCAGUGCAUGACUACAAUGGGGAGAAAUUUGUGAGCAAGGGCAAUGCAUUUGUGGUUCACGGAGGUAGCGAAGGAAUUUACUCCUCUGUUCCUAACCUCACUGAAUCUCCUUCCUAUUCUUCCAACACCGACUCCUUCAUUCGGUUUGAAAAGAUUGUAUUUCGGAGGCCAAAGGAAUUCUCAAACUUCAGCUCAGACCCAAUUCAUGCAAUUAUUUUUGAGGUGGAUGAUCGAGAGUUAAUUGGGGGCUCUGCUUAUGGUGGACAAAGAGCUAUUUGUUGCACAGCAGAUCUUGCAAAACUUGGAGUUUGUACACAAGGGCAAAUAAUUCACCGCCCAUCUGCUAGUAAUCCCGGAUGGCCUAAAGUUUUUAGUGCCUCAUUCAGCAUUGAUGAAGUUGAUGUAGCACUGCAGUCGAGAUCAAUCCCCAUUACAAAAACUGGGAUGUAUAACGUGUAUUUUAUUCACUGUGAACCAAAUCUUAAGGAAAUUACUGUUGAAGGGAAAACCAUAUGGAAGAAUCCUACUGGUUACCUACCUGGUAGAAUGGCUCCCCUUAUGAACUUCUAUGGGUACAUGUCUCUUGCAUUCGUGUUACUAGGGAUCUUUUGGUUUUCGCAGUAUGCAAGAUUUUGGAGAGAAGUUAUUCCUUUACAAAAUUGUAUUACACUCGUUAUAACAUUGGGCAUGCUUGAAAUGGCCUUUUGGUACUUUGACUAUGCUGAAUUCAAUGAAACUGGAGUCAGGCCCACUGGUACCACUGUAUGGGCUGUGACAUUUGGUACAGUAAAGCGCACAGUUGCACGUUUGGUCAUUCUGAUAGUCUCUAUGGGCUAUGGUGUCGUUAGACCUACUCUGGGUGGUCUCACAUCAAAGGUCCUUUUGCUUGGAGGAACAUUCUUUUUGGCUUCCGAAGUGCUUGAACUGGUGGAAAAUGUUGGGGCUGUCAGUGAUUUCUCAGGAAAAGCAAGGUUGUUUUUUGUACUUCCUGUGGCAUUCUUGGAUGCUUUCUUUAUCCUUUGGAUAUUCACCUCCUUGUCGGCAACUGUGAAUAAGCUUCAGGCUAGAAGGUUGUUGGCCAAAUUAGACAUUUAUCGGAAGUUCACAAAUGCAUUGGCUGUCACUGUUAUUGUAUCUGUUGGAUGGACGUGCUAUGAGCUGUACUUCAAGUCCACUGAUGUGUACAAUGAGCGUUGGCGAAAUGCCUGGAUUAUUCCUGCCUUCUGGCAAGUGCUAUCUUUCUCUCUCCUUUGCAUCAUCUGCGUUCUUUGGGCACCAUCUCAAAACUCCAUGAGAUAUGCCUACUCUGAUGAUGGUGAAGAGUUCGACAAGGACGCUACAUUAACACUCAUAAAGCCGUCCCCUCUGCUGCCAAAGGAUGUUAGAAGCCAACCUGAAGUGAGACCAGCGCUGGGUAACAGUGAACUAUCUAAUGGCGAUGACGUAGAAGACAAGACUGAGUAAAGCAAGACACAACUUUUUACAGUAUGGUAAAGAAAGGUACCGCCAGUUGAGUAAAUUGUUGUUAGAAUCAUGUAAUCUGUGUUGUCUGUAUAAAAAGUACGAAUGUUAAUCAGGAGAAGUUUUUAUUAGGUAAAACAAAUUUGUAAUUGUUGUUUUUUUAGAAGUAAUGCUCAUUUAUC
Molecule: messenger RNA, 1910 nt
Organism: Solanum tuberosum (potato)
Lineage: Eukaryota; Viridiplantae; Streptophyta; Magnoliopsida; Solanales; Solanaceae
Product: transmembrane protein 87A-like
Exons: 5
Coding region: 190-1731 (513 amino acids)
Biological process (GO): transport
Cellular component (GO): Golgi apparatus; membrane
Source: RefSeq, a predicted model, not a curated record